GGGUCGAGCCUAAGGGUAGAUCUUCAGCGGCCUCCUGCUCAACCCACCUCAGAGAUACCCCAUCCCCGCCCCCCGAGUGAGAACGACUGUCCCUGUCCGGAAGCCUGCUCUGUUGGCUGCGAGAGGCACUUGGAUCUGACUCGCGCUGGUGGCAUCGAACCUUACACUGAAGCCGCUGCUCAUCUCCCACGAUGGCACCAGCCAAACUGCACGUCCUCUUCUGCCUCUUCUGCUGCCUCCCCCCGGUGCAUCCUUUUCACUGGCAAGACCCCCCUCCUUUUGACUCUAGGUCCCCAGCAUGGUUCCAUAAGAUACAAGCGGUGAUGUCUGCUGCCAGCUCUGGCCCUAGUAAAAUCCCCAAAGGAAAUGGAUCUUACCCUGUCGGUUCUGCAGACUUGAUGUUCGGUUAUACUAAUGAGAGCGUCUUCUUGCGAUUGUAUUACCCAUCUGAGGAUCAAGAACGCUUGGACACUGUUUGGAUCCCAAACAAAGAAUAUUUUUUUGGUCUUAGUAAAUUUCUUGGAACACCCCAUUUUAUAGGCAAAUUUUUGAACUUCUUAUAUGGUUCAAUGAAAACGCCUGCAAGCUGGAAUUCUCCUCUGAAGACUGGUGAAAAAUAUCCACUAAUUGUCUUUUCUCAUGGUCUUGGAGGCUUCAGAACAAUUUAUUCUGCUCUUGGCAUUGGCCUGGCAUCUUAUGGGUUCAUAGUUGCUGCUGUAGAGCACAGAGAUGGAUCCGCAUCCGCAACUUACUAUUUUGAUGACCAGGUGGCUGCAAAAGCAGACAACAAGUCUUGGCUUUACCUGAAAAUGCUGAAGCAAGAGGAGGAGGAGAGAGUUCGGAAAGAGCAGGUGCGGCAGAGAGCGAAAGAAUGCUCCCGGGCUCUCAGUGCAAUUCUUGACAUUGCGUAUGGAAACCCCAAAGAGAACAUCCUGGAUUCAGAUUUUGAUUUGGAACAUCUGAAGGGCGCUAUUGAUGGGGAUAAAAUAGCAGUGAUUGGACAUUCCUUUGGAGGAGCGACAGUUAUCCAAACCCUCAGUGAAGACCAGAGAUUCAAAUGCGGGGUCGCUCUUGAUCCGUGGAUGUAUCCGGUGAGUGAGGAGCUGCGUUCCAAAAUCCCUCAGCCCCUCUUUUUCAUCAACUCUGCACAAUUCCAGUCUUCUAAAGCCAUCGAGAAAAUGAAAAAGUUCUACCAACCUGGCAAGGAAAGGAAAAUGAUCACAAUCAGGGGCUCAGUGCACCAGAAUUUUGCCGACUUUACUUUUGUGACUGGCAAAAUCAUUGGAAACAAGCUGACAUUAAAAGGAGAAAUAGACUCUGGCGUGGCCAUCGACCUCACCAAAAAAGCCUCAUUAGCUUUCCUACAGAAGCAUUUAGGACUUCAUAAAGACUUCAAUCAGUGGGACUCUCUGGUGGAAGGACAUGACAAGAAUCUGAUCCCCGGGCCACCCUCAAAUGUCGUCACCCAGUCCCUGGCUCUGCAACACUCUCCAGGAUCACACCCCCAGAAUUAGAAGAGCUGGCUACACAAUCUACUUGUGGAAAUGAGAUGACAAUAAGAGAGAGAACGAGAGAGAGAAUGGAAGAGAUAGAGACCUUAAUGUAUUUAUCCAAAUAACCAUUUUUUAAAUGUACGCUGUACUGUAGAACAAUGAUGGAUGCCUAGACUAAGAUUUUUCCCAUGUAAAUUAAAGAAUACAAUGAAGAGCAUAUGAAAACCA
This is a messenger RNA of Arvicola amphibius (Eurasian water vole), 1721 nucleotides long. It is a transcript of the gene Pla2g7, whose product is annotated as phospholipase A2 group VII. NCBI's taxonomy places the organism in Eukaryota, Metazoa, Chordata, Mammalia, Rodentia, Cricetidae. Gene Ontology annotation, molecular function: 1-alkyl-2-acetylglycerophosphocholine esterase activity. The transcript has 12 exons. The record is from RefSeq and is a predicted model, not a curated record. The coding region runs from base 192 to 1514 and encodes 440 amino acids.